CUAAAGUUGUACACAAGCAUCCGAUGUGCAGAAAUCGGAGCAAAAGAUGCUUGCUUUUAUCGUAUUUUUGCGUUCUAUGGUACCCUGUUAUGCAGCUGCAAAAGAAUUCUAUACUUAUCCACGCUUAUUGCAAGAGCGUAGAACUGCUGGAGGCUUGGUACUUCAGCUUACAGAAAAGAUAACCCUGAAUCUUGAGAAAAGCACUGUAUUAGCGGAAAACCUCGUCUUUGUUACAAGCAGUAAAAGAUUAAAUGAGAUGGAAAACGUGAACACAUCUCGUAUCCAAGAAAACCUGUUUCAUGACACACAUUAUCAAUCCUCUGUGAUGGUACGGGAGACUGAUGGAACAGUAGAAGUUGAGGGUAUAGUCAACGACAACCUGAGAAUUAAGCCUCUACAGGAAGCUCAGCGUUCAUUGCAAGGCGACAUUCUGCACAAGAUAUACGAAAUACCUGAUAUCAACGAAAGAUUCAUCGACGUUGCGUCAAAGACUCAAUAUCUGAAGAAGGGUAACAAUGGAAGGCAUAGCAAAGGCCACAGUAAGAAACAGCACGCUCCCCGUACAGUACAUGAGCCAGUGUCGGGCAUGAAAACGUUUACUGUAGAAGUUCACGUUAUUUCUGAUAAAGCGCACCAACAAGAUUUCCAAGGAAAUGAAGCAUUAAUAUCUUACAUGGCAGUUAUGACAAAUGCGGUUAACUUAAGAUAUUUGGAAAUGGCCAGCCCCAAGAUAAAGUUCAUUCUUGUAGGAGUGACGAGGACAAAAAAUCAUGACUUCGCCAGUAGUGACGGAAGUACCAUUGACGCCGAAAAAAUGCUGUACGGAUUGCGAAGGUACUACAAUCAAGGAAAGGUACCAGGAAAACCUGACGUGGUGUUCCUUUUGACAGGGUUUGACAUGACCGACAUUCAAAAAGGAAAACUUGACCGCAGCCUUAAAGGGCAAGCCGCUUUAGGGGGAGUGUGUACUCCAAGCGCAGUAGGGGAAGGUGAGGAUAUUGCCUUGUCAUACAGUGGUGUCAACACAAUGGCCCACGAACUGGCACACUCGCUUGGGUCCGACCACGAUGAAACGCCAGAGUGUCCAUGGUCCAUGGGAUAUCUUAUGAGUUAUGUUGACGGGGGAUUAAGAAAAUACAAACUUUCUCCAUGCAGCCAGAAGGCCAUAACACGAAGAGUAACCAACCUCCCGAGCGACUGCAUCAAGGUUGUAAGUGAAAAGAACUAUUUGACUCACCAAAAGAGAGUUCCAGGCCAGACAGUUCGAGCGGAUUAUUUCUGCAAAAGGGUGUUCACGAGAGAGGCAAGAGGAAAGAAAGUAAAAGCGAGGAAGACUCUUAACUGUAAAAUCAAGUGUUGUUCUGAUGCUGGCUCUUUCGUAAACUGCAAGACGUACGACAUGUUGGAUGGUAUGGAGUGCACGCCUGGAAAGACGUGCAAGAGAGGAGUUUGUGGGAAGCAUGAAUGGUUCCACUGAGAAUGAAUAACUCUUCAAUAUAACGAGGAGAAGAAGGAACUGACUUACACAAUAAACUGAUUCCGGUAUA
Molecule: messenger RNA, 1547 nt
Organism: Rhipicephalus sanguineus (brown dog tick)
Lineage: Eukaryota; Metazoa; Arthropoda; Arachnida; Ixodida; Ixodidae
Product: venom metalloproteinase antarease-like TtrivMP_A
Exons: 14
Coding region: 47-1477 (476 amino acids)
Biological process (GO): membrane protein ectodomain proteolysis
Molecular function (GO): metalloendopeptidase activity
Source: RefSeq, a predicted model, not a curated record